This is a messenger RNA of Nerophis lumbriciformis (worm pipefish), 2586 nucleotides long. The record is from RefSeq and is a predicted model, not a curated record. NCBI's taxonomy places the organism in Eukaryota, Metazoa, Chordata, Actinopteri, Syngnathiformes, Syngnathidae.
AUGAUCCCAGUGGGGGAAUUUCGCAACAUUGGCAUCGAGCAGAACUCCAAGUACCGUGUACUCAAGCCGUGGUGGGAUGUUUUCUCUGAGUACCUGUGCGUUGCCAUGUUAAUGAUCGGAGUCUUUGGAUGCACCCUGCAGCUCACCCAAGACAAGAUCGCUUGCCUGCCAAGUCCCUUCACCAGUCCGACACCUGGCGCCAUUGAUUGUAGCCACAUCCGCAGCUAUGCUGAGAACCAUUCAUGGGAAAGCCUCAAUUUCAAACCGGGUAAUCCCAUCAUACGGGAGGUUCUCGGUCGCAAGAAUGGCCUGGACAUCCACCAGUAUGUCUUUAUCAACCACUACUGCUACGAGCGGUUUGUGCACUGGUAUGCAAAGUACUUCCCUUACCUCGUGGUGAUCCACACCAUGAUUUUCAUGGUGACCAGUAGCUUUUGGUUCAAAUUCCCUGGGACGUCCUCCAAACUUGACCUCUUUGUAACCAUCCUGGGAAAAUGCUUUGACUCCCCCUGGACCACCAGGGCCUUGAGCGAGGUUUCUGAGGAAAGAGGUGAGGAAAAGUUGUUCAGCUGGAGGAGAAACACGGUGUCUAAAGAUCCCACGGAGAGACGAGCCGACGAGGAGGAGACCACCUUGCUUCAGCGUACCGCCUCGUCUAAAUCUAAUGCAGAUAAGAAAACUCAAGAGUCUCAGUCAGCUCCAUCUGUGUUGGAUAAAAAGGAAGGAGAGCAGGCUAAAGCUUUGUUUGAGAAGGUGAAAAAGUUCCGAACUCACGUCGAGGAAGCAGACAUCUUGUACAUUAUGUAUGUGCUGCAAACAUCCCUCAAGGUCUUUAAGUUCCUUUUAAUCAUCAUCUACACUGCGGCGUUGUCUCCAAACAUUGAGAUUGUCGUACGCUGUUUAGUUCCCCCCGAGCUGACCGGGUUCGACAUCUAUUGCUGUAACCACAACAAAGCUCACCUAUUCUCCAAGCUGGCCUAUUGCUACAUUAGCUUUGUUGCCGUUUACGGGUUGUUGUGCAUCUACACACUCUACUGGCAGUUUCACCGCCCCUUAAGGGUCUACUCCUUUGAGCACGUCAGGCUAGAGACAGGAAUCAAUGACAUACCAGACGUGAAGAAUGAUUUCGCCUUCCUGCUCCACCUGGUGGACCAGUAUGACGAUCUUUACGCAAAAAGAUUUGCUUUCUUUCUGUCCGAGGUGAGCGAGAGCCGACUCCAUCAGCUUAACCUCAACUAUGAAUGGACUGCCAAAAAAUUGCGCAGCCGUCUGGCUAAGAACGCUAAUGACUUACAGGAGCUACACCUGGCUCUGUUGCCGGGACUUCCCGACACGGUCUACGAGCUAGCUGAGAUACAGUCCCUGAAAUUGGAGCAGGUUAAAAAUGUCUCCAUUUCACCUAGUGUUGCUAAGCUGGAGAGUCUUCAGGAUCUCUCGCUGAUAUACUGCCAGGCCAAGGUUCAGCUGCCUGCCUUGAAAUACUUUAAAGAACAUUUGAAGUUCCUGCGCUUAUGCUUUGAAAGUCUCGAUGAAGUUCCUGAGUGGAUGUACCACUUGCAAAACCUUGAGGAGUUGCACCUAAAUGGCCCACUAACAAACGAAUUGGCACGGAGCGCCCAACUGGACUCCCUUCGAGAGCUGAUAGCCCUAAGGGUCCUCACCCUGCGCUCCAAUCUCUCAAAGAUUCCGACAAGCAUCAGCGACGUCGCACUGCAGCUGCAGCGUCUGUGCAUCUACAACGAAGGCACCAAGAUCCAAGCCUAUAGCGGCCUGAAGAAGCUGACCAAUCUCGUGUCUCUGGAGUUAGUGGGCUGUGAACUGGAGCGUAUCCCGAGUGCUGUCUUCAGCCUGAGUAAUCUGCAAGAGUUGGAUCUGAAAGAAAACAAGCUGACCACCGUGGAAGAAAUCCUGAGCCUGCAACAUUGCCAACGGCUGGUGACGCUGCGCCUGUGGCACAACAAAAUCACUUACAUUCCCGAUCAUAUCAGCAAGCUUCACACACUGGAGACACUGGACAUCAGCUGGAAUAAGCUGCGAAAGCUGUCAGCGCGCCUGUUCUACUGCACCAAAUUGAGGCAUUUGGACAUCUCGCACAACCAGCUUACCACCAUACCUCCCGAGGUGGGCAUCCUUCAGGGUCUCCAGUUCUUUUCCGCUGCUUUCAACUCAUUAGAGACCCUACCAGAUGAACUGUUCUCCUGUAAAAGACUAAAGACUCUCAUCCUGGGAAACAACUGCUUGUUCUACCUUAGCUCCAGGGUGGCUAACCUUUCCCAACUUGUUCGACUGGAACUCAAAGGGAACCGCCUGGAAGCUUUACCUGCUGAAGUAGCGGACUGUCCUUUGCUAACAACCAGUGGGCUUGUAGCAGAGGAAAACCUGCUGGAGUUGUUACCUCCGCACGUGCGCACAAGACUGCAGGGGGCAGCAAAAAAAGCUGUCUCCGGCAUUCGAGCAACUUCAUACUAUAGAGAGAGAAAAGAUGAGCGAGAGAGAGUAAAAGAUCCAUUUCUCUGCUACAUGGGGAAGCUCGAGGCUCUCAUCGAGGAGGAACAACUUUGUUGUUAUUCUGAGCACAAUGGUUGA